GAUGGCUGUGCCAAAAACUUAACGCGGGUUAAAAAGGGCCGGUUUCUCAAGGCAUUGCCAUUGCCCGCGCAGUGCUAAUUGUUGGUUGUUGUUCCUUGGCAUUAUUCGCCAGAAUCGAAGAGCUCCCAAAGCGAGAACAACACUGAACAGAUUUUGUGUGCACAUUUAAUUCAGUAACCGAAUUGCCCUAGCAGUUAUACAAAGAAAAAUUUAAUACAAAAUGCCUCGCGCAAAAGUGGCAAAAAAACAAACGGCGUCCGAAUUGCCAGCAACAAAUGGCAAUGCUGCAUCAUCUUCAGUGGCAGUUGCAACUGACGGCACCAGUGACGUCGCUGAUUCUAUUAAGCAGCCACCCAAAAGCAAAGUGCGCGGCAAGAAAGCGGCAGCUGCAACGCCUGCGGAGGAAGUGAAUGAUGCACAGGAAGUGGAAAAUGUUGUUGCAAAAAAGACUACCUCAAGAGGCAAAAAGAAGCCAGCUGAAGAAAAACAAGCUGAAAUAAAGGAAACGUUGCCUGCAACAAAUGGUAAUGGUAAUGGUAAUGAAGCAACUACCUCGGCGGCGUCGUCCAAAACUAAAGCGCGCGGCAAGAAAACCGCUGCUCCAGAAGUGAAUGAUGCUCAGGAAGUGGAAGUCGAAGCUGUUGUGGUGAAGAAGUCUGCGGGACGCGGUAAAAGAAAGCCAUCUGAAGAGCCAGUCGAAAUGGCAGAGUCUGAGCCACCCAAACCAAAGAGUCGCGCUAAAAAGCCGGCAACUGAGGUCCUCGAAGAACCAACAACAAUUCAAACUAAAACUACAAAGUCUCGCGCCAAGAAAGAUAUUACACCAGCCCCCGUAGAGCCUGAAGAAAGCAAAGGACGCGGCAAGAAGGCGAAACCUGUGGUGCAAGAGGAAGACACUGCAGCAUCGAGCAAUAUCUCGGAGCCCAAAGCUCGAGCACGCAAAAAAAAGGAGCCGGAGCAAGAGGAGAUCACUGAAGUACUUCCUGCAAAGGGACGUGCUAAAAAGGAAGUAAAGGAGACGGCGUCAAAGGGCAAAGUCAAAAAGGUCGAGACAGAAAGUACACCAAGUACAGCAGCAACAAAACGUGCACGCGGCACAAAGCGUAUGGCAGAUACGGAAAUUACCGAAAUGCUGGAAGCAGAAGAUGAACCAGAACAAGAGACUAAACCUGAAGUGAAGACUGCCAUCAAAAAGUCUGGCAAGCAAGUGAAGACCAACGAUGAGAACGUUGAAGUUCCAGUCAAGAAACGCGGUAAGAAAGCUGCUAAUGAAGAGUCUCAACCACUAAAGGUGGAGGAGAAGGUGGAGGAGGAGGAGGAGGUGAUCGCACCCAACAAGAAACGAGCUCCUAAGCGAGUCAACGAUCCUGCGCCAGUUAGCAAGCCAGCUCGUGGUCGGAAGCGUGCAGCGGCAGUCGCUGAAGAUGAUGGGGAUGCCUUGGCAAUCAGUGAAGCAGACGGUUCAACAACGUCCAAGGUCAAAAAGGCAGCAACAGUAAAAGCAGAGGCACCGGCUGCUGGCAGCUAUGAUAAAAGUCUAUUCCCCGUGCCAACUGAGAAGGAAUUCAAUCUAAAAAUCUCUAGCUGGAAUGUGGCGGGCUUGCGGGCCUGGUUAAAGAAGGAUGGCCUAAAGUUUGUAGAUGUUGAGGAACCAGACAUUUUCUGUUUGCAGGAAACAAAAUGUGUGAAUGAUCAACUGCCCGAUGAGAUGACACGUCUACCGGGCUAUCAUCCAUACUGGCUGUGCAUGCCGGGCGGCUAUGCAGGCGUUGCAAUCUACACUAAAAUAAUGCCCAUACAUGUAGAGUAUGGCAUUGGAAAUGCAGAGUUUGAUGAUGUGGGACGCAUGAUCACAGCUGAAUAUGAGAAGUUCUAUUUGAUAAAUGUCUAUGUGCCAAAUUCAGGACGUAAGCUGGUUAAUCUGGAGCCACGUAUGCGCUGGGAGAAGCUAUUCCAGGCCUAUGUACAGAAAUUGGAUGCCCUCAAGCCAGUUGUCAUUUGUGGCGACAUGAAUGUAUCGCAUUUAGAGAUCGAUUUGGCAAAUCCAAAGGCUAACACACGCAACGCUGGCUUUACAAAGGAGGAGCGCGAGAAGAUGAGUGAGCUGCUGGAACUGGGCUAUGUGGACACCUUCAGGCACUUGUAUCCCACUCGCACGGGUGCCUACAGUUUCUGGACUUAUAUGGCCAAUGCGCGUUCCCGCAACGUUGGCUGGCGCUUGGAUUACUGUAUUGUCUCCCAGCGCUUUGUCUCACGUAUUGUGGACAAUGUAAUGCGUAGCCACUGUUUGGGUAGCGAUCAUUGUCCCAUAACAGUUUUUCUUAAUAUUUAAGUACUCCAUCAUACAUAUAUAAAAUAUAAUUUGUUUUUAUUUUUUUGUCUGUUUAAAAAUUAUGAAUCUAUUUAUACUUUUGUCAAAAAAACAUGUUUUUCUCUGUUCUUGUUUCUAUUACCAGCAAACUAAUGCUAUUUUUCCUUGUGCUUAUUGCUUUUUUAUAAUUAGUUAUUUUACUACUUUAUUCAUCUGUUAAAGCUUAAACAUUCGACUACAUUUUGUAUUUCAAUAAAAUAAAAGUAAAAAAACUACUUAAAUAGUAAAGUGGA
This is a messenger RNA of Drosophila innubila, 2604 nucleotides long. RefSeq names its product recombination repair protein 1 (gene Rrp1). Gene Ontology annotation, cellular component: nucleus. The transcript has 4 exons. The record is from RefSeq and is a predicted model, not a curated record. Gene Ontology annotation, molecular function: double-stranded DNA 3'-5' DNA exonuclease activity; DNA-(apurinic or apyrimidinic site) endonuclease activity; DNA binding. The coding region runs from base 221 to 2332 and encodes 703 amino acids. Gene Ontology annotation, biological process: base-excision repair. Lineage: Eukaryota; Metazoa; Arthropoda; Insecta; Diptera; Drosophilidae.